Messenger RNA from Dothidotthia symphoricarpi CBS 119687, 690 nucleotides. RefSeq lists its product as uncharacterized. The transcript is spliced from 4 exons. The record is from RefSeq and is a predicted model, not a curated record. NCBI's taxonomy places the organism in Eukaryota, Fungi, Ascomycota, Dothideomycetes, Pleosporales, Dothidotthiaceae. The coding region runs from base 90 to 530 and encodes 146 amino acids.
ACCUGCAAAAUCUACCACAUUGCACCGUCACACAAGCGCCAACCAAGCAUAACCUUCUUUACACCAUCAACUCUCAAGUCAACAUCAAGAUGCCAAUCAACUGGAGCAACCGCGACACGAUGGACAGGCUCUGGGCCGCAGUCCUCGCCUCAGGCAACCACACGAUCAACUACAACGAAGUAGCCCGCAUCUUCGGCCAAGGCGCCACAUACAACACGGUCGAAUGCCAACUCCGCAAAUUCAAGAAAGCCGCCGCCUCGCUCAAGAAAGAAGCAUCCGGCCGCGAAGGCCCGGCUCCUAGUCCCGCAAAGUCCCGCGCGAAGAAGACAGAUGUCAAGGUCACCAAGAACGGCGUGAAGACUGGCCGCGUUACCAAGGCGAAGGCGAAGGCGAAGGCGGGUGGGAAGGUCAAGAAGGAGAUGUCUGUCGAGAGCGAGGGCGACGAUGUCGUGGACACUGUUGAGGGCGGCGCUGGACGCGAUAGCAAGAUCAACAUUGAUUCUGAGGACGAGGACAAUUGGUUUGUCUAGGUUUUGUCGCGUUGGGUCUUGGGCGCGUUGGGGCAGUGCGCAUUCUAUUCUAGUCUAUCCUGCUUGCUCUGAUUUGGUCAGUUCGAUGGCAUGGCUUCAGGAUAUGGAAACGCGUACGGGGAAUAUCGGAUGCUUGGUGGUAGUGGGUAUGUAGCAUGCC